Molecule: messenger RNA, 2274 nt
Organism: Paraphaeosphaeria sporulosa
Lineage: Eukaryota; Fungi; Ascomycota; Dothideomycetes; Pleosporales; Didymosphaeriaceae
Product: WD40 repeat-like protein
Exons: 2
Coding region: 126-2123 (665 amino acids)
Biological process (GO): rRNA processing
Cellular component (GO): small-subunit processome; Pwp2p-containing subcomplex of 90S preribosome
Molecular function (GO): protein binding
Source: RefSeq, a predicted model, not a curated record
GGGUGUGCGGGCAGCGUUCCAUAACGACGCUAACAAGCUUACCCCAAUGAUCCUUGCAACUUUUUCGCAAACCACAAUUUUCGCGUCUGCGAGCAACAGUUCCGCUCACGCCGCGCACCCUCCCAAUGGCACCCUCGAACAAAGCUGCACAGAAGGCAAAUGGCCCGAAACGCCAUUUGUCUUCGCAAACGAAAGAAUCCGCGCGCUCGAAGCCCUUGUUUGAUCCCGAACCGAGCGAUACCGAAGUAGCCACACUGCAGCCCGCGAACGGUCCGGCGGCGCCUGACUGGGAAGGAUUCGAUGGAGAAGACGGAACCUCUGAAGAAGAGGACGAGGAGGGCGAGGAGCAGAGCAGCAGCGGCGAAAGUGUAGAGACAGCCACCAAGAAGAAAGAGAAGCCCUUGCUUCCAAAAGAUGCCGAAGAGGAGGAACUCGAGCGCAUCAUCUUCGGCGACUCCGCAGGCUUCAGGGAAGGCCUGGACACCUUUUCAUUGGCGCCUGCGGGAGCUGCUCUGGACGCUGGUUCCGAGGCUGACGAAGACGAUGGCAAUGACUACGGCAAUGUUGCCGACCAAGAUCUGUUCUUCUUCGAUGCUGGUCCCACCGCACAGCCAGCAGGGCCGCUUGCUCUCGCAAAGGCCGGCGACACAGAGGACGACGACGACGACGACAAGCCUGCCUGGGAAGACAGCGACGAUGAGCGUCUGGUGGUGAGCUUGGCAUCGGUGCCCCAGCUGCGGAAGUUGCGGGAUACAGAAGACGAUGACAUGGUGAACGGGAAGGAAUACGUGCGCAGACUUCGCCGACAGUACGAGCGGCUCUAUCCCGUACCUGACUGGGCGGUACAUGCGACCGGAAAGGCCAAACGGAAGCGGCGGCACAUCGAAGACGACGAGAGCGAUAUUGAAUCAGCGAGCGAUAUGGACAUGGACGAUGACGAUCUCUCCACGUUGCCAUUAGCGCGACUGCUGAAAGAUGCGGACAUCCUGUCUCGGACGUCGAAGAGCUCCGCAAAGAGAAGGAAGCUGCAAGCGGGCACUGUUGAGAUCGCGAGACUGAAGGAUGUGACCGGAGCGGGCCCAUCUGCUAUAACCUCGUUGUCCUUCCAUCCUACGUAUCCGCUGCUCCUGUCAUCUGGGCCCAGCUCGACGCUCUCUCUGCACCACGUACACCCGUCGGACCCCCACAACCCUAACCCGCUUCUCACGGCUCUCCACAUCAAACGUACGCCACUCCAUACAACCGCGUUCCAUCCCUCGCCGUCUGAUUCUCGCAUCUUUUUGAGCGCACGAAGGCGUUACUUUCACGUGUGGGACCUUACGACAGGCACGGUAGAGAAGGUCUCCCGCGUGUACGGCCACCAGCAUGAGCAGCGCACAAUGGAGCACUUUGCGUUAUCGCCCAACGGCAGGUACUUGGCGCUGCGCGGUUCCUCAAAGAAAGGUGGUGGUGUCGUCAAUGUCCUCGAUGCAAGGACACUACAGUGGGUGGCACAGGCCCGCGUCGAGUCCAAAGGUGGCAUCGCCGACUUUGCCUGGUGGGGCAACGGCAACGGUCUCGUCAUUGCGGGCAAGAGUGGUGAGGUAACGGAGUGGAGUGUUCAGGAUGGCGUAAUUGGAAGAUGGAUCGACGAGGGUGCCGUGGGGAACACAACCAUCGCAGUGGGUGGUAAGAGCGGAAGAGAUGGGUGGAUUGGUGGUGACAGAUGGGUAGCGAUUGGAAGUUCCAGCGGCAUUGUCAACAUCUACGAUCGGAGAGCAUGGAGCGAGGACGACCCUGCGACCACCGGCAACACCGAUGUUGUCAAUGGUGGCAUACCCAAGACCCCAAAGCCGUUGCGAGCUCUCGACAACCUCACGACCCCUGUAUCACAUCUCCAAUUCUCGCCAGACGGGCAGAUACUUGCCAUGGCCAGUCGCUGGAAAACUGCAGCUCUCAGGCUGGUACAUCUACCUUCAGCAACAGUCUUCAGGAACUGGCCCACACAAAAGACUGCUUUGGGCAGGAUCACGUCAAUCGCGUGGGGCAGCCCCUCCGAGGAGGAGAUCAAGGAGGGUAGCUUUGCGCUACUAGCUGUCGGCAUGGAGACUGGGCGCAUUCGGAUGUGGGAGGUGAGAGCGUGAUGCGUCCGGAAAUAGAUAUAUUAGGCACAAUUUCGAGCAUCCCAGCAGUGUGGUCGGACUAUUUGUUAUCGUAAGUCUACCGAGGCAUCCCUCAUACCACUGGCGUUCAUUUGGAACAUACCCUGUACCUCUUCGCUUGAUUUCGAUUCCC